This is a messenger RNA of Solanum stenotomum, 1548 nucleotides long. Its product is annotated as glucan endo-1,3-beta-glucosidase 2. Gene Ontology annotation, cellular component: plasma membrane. The transcript has a single exon. Gene Ontology annotation, biological process: carbohydrate metabolic process. The record is from RefSeq and is a predicted model, not a curated record. Lineage: Eukaryota; Viridiplantae; Streptophyta; Magnoliopsida; Solanales; Solanaceae. Gene Ontology annotation, molecular function: hydrolase activity, hydrolyzing O-glycosyl compounds. Bases 105 to 1325 code for a protein of 406 amino acids.
AAUUGUUUUUUUUCUAUUAAUAAAAUAAUUAAAAACGGACGUAUAUAAGAAUAGAAAAAUCUAAAAACGAAGUUAGUUAGUUAGUUCAAGGCAGUGUUAUUUUCAUGAUGCUUCCCCCGAGAACUGCGCUUUUCUCUCUCUUCAUUCUCUCUCUCUUAACCGGAAUCCUCCCUUCCACCGCCGUGCCAGACACCGGCGGCACUACUACCAUCGGCUUCACCUACUCCGCCGCUGUGGACAAUUCUCCACCGCCUGAGCAUGUCGUUACAGCACUUCAAUCUCUCAAUAUCCCCGCCGUACGCCUCCUUAAUCCGAGUCCAACUUUAAUCCGAGCAUUUUCCUACUCGAACAUCUCCCUGCUACUCACCGUCCCAAAUUACCUCGUCGGAGCCUUCGCUGCUAAUCGCUCAGCUGCUACUCUAUGGGUUUACAACAAUGUACUUCCGUUUCAUCCUCGUGCUCGGAUUUCACUCAUUUCAGUCGGUUCCGACGUUAUCUCUUCCACCGGCGGUCCCGGAGUUUCUGAUCCUACCACUGCCUUAGUCCCUGCUAUGCAAAACUUACACCACGCGCUUAUUGAUUUGGGAAUCCGUACUGUUUCAGUUUCUACUACUUUCUCCUUCAUCAACGUGAUUACGACGGCGUUUCCUCCGUCUUCAGCUGAGUUCCAAGAGCCUGUUAACUCGCUUGUUAUCAGACCUGUACUUGAGUUUUUGGAGGAAACGAAUUCAUCUCUGUUAAUGAAUGUGUAUCCGUACAAUGUGUAUCGACUCCAUGGAGAGAUUCCGAUUAGUUUCGCUUUGUUCCAGGAAGGUCCAUUUAACUUCCGUGAUGAUGUUGUUACAGGUGUUCGGUAUCAUAAUCUGUUUGAUAUGAUGGUUGAUGCUGUAAUUGCUGCAAUGGCGGUUUCAGGCUACGAGAAUGUUCCCCUGAUUUUGACGGAAACAGGGUGGCCAAGUAAUGAUGAGCACAUGAAUGCAGAGGAGAGUCAGAUAUACGCUGAGAAAUACUUACAAGGACUGAUUUCGCAUUUGAAAUCUGGCCUUGGAACUCCACUCAGGAAGGAAGGUGCUGCUCAGGCUUACAUUUACCAGUUGUUUGACGAUGGGCCUGAAUCGAAUUCGAAGAAGAACAACUUAACUUCUGAUGGUGGUGAAACAGUGCAUCAGUACUGGGGAGUGAUGUACCACAACCUGACCAUGAAGUACAACAUCAAGUUUGACAAUGCUCAUCAAAUUUCCACAAUGCUUGGUUUACUCGUUCCCUCAAUCUAUUUUCUAUGGCUUCUUUACCAUUUCUUCUUCUGUCUGUUUGGUCUGGAUUGAUGAUUGACUAGUACUAGAGAAAUCUUCAUGUUAAUACUAAUUCAUUGCCUGGAGGGUAACUUUGCCUGAACCAGAUCUCUGGUUCUUUCUUAAACUCCAAAUUAGUCUACUGAUGAUUGCAAGCACAAUCAAGAAUAGCAUGUAUGAUACCUAGAGAUUUCUGUUGCUGUUGAUUGAAUUUCUGUUGUAGUAUUACAAGAAAGCAUACAAACAAUGUAGUUGU